AGUGGCGUCGCGUUGAAUUGUGGGAAGCGCCGGCGUUAGUCGGAAGGGAGGAAAACGUGCUCGAGUUUCCGCGUGAUGUGAAGAUUUCACCUCUAAAUGCCACAGAAAUGGAGACUAAACGCGAACCAUACAAGCGGUACAUCUGCUCGUUUCCCGACUGCUCGGCCGCGUAUAACAAACAGUGGAAACUGGACGCUCACUUGUGUAAACACACGGGGGUGAAACCGUUCUCAUGCGAGCGCGACGGCUGCGCCAAGUCCUUCUGUAGCCAGUAUCACCUGGCGAGACACGAGCUCAGCCACAGCGGAGCGAAGCCCUUCCGAUGCACCGUGGACGGCUGCGAGGAGGCCUUCACCACCAACGCGAACCGAACCAGGCACAUGAGCCGCAUUCACACCCAGGAGCAGAAGAUGUACGCUUGCAAGUUUGACGGCUGCGGGCUCGAGUUCAGGAAGAACAAGCAGCUCAAGUCGCACAUGUGUGAGCAGCACACACAGCUGCCUACUUACCAGUGCACGUACGAGGGCUGCCAGAUGCGAUUCUCCUUCCCCAGCAAGCUGAAGCGACACGAGAAGGUGCACAGAGGGUAUCCCUGCAAGGAGGAGGACUGCAGCUUCUCGGGGAAGACUUGGACGGAGUACCUGAAGCACAGGAAGGAGGAGCACAGGCUCAGCUUGAGGUGCGAUCAGUGCAGCAAGGUGUUCAGGGACUCCUGGUUCCUGCAGCAGCAUCAGCGCGUCCACUCGGACGUGCGAGUGGUCCUCAGGUGCCCCAGGGAGGGCUGUGGCAGGUCCUUCACCACGCCUUUCAACCUGCAGAGCCACAUCAGCUCCUUCCACGAGGAGCAGCGGCCCUUCGCCUGCGCUCACGCCGGCUGCACCAAGUCCUUCGCCAUGAGGCAGAGCCUGCAGCGCCACAGCGUCGUCCACGACCCAGAGAGGAAGAAGCUGAAGAGGCCCGCGACCAAGCGAUCUCUUGCCUCCAGAUUAAGUGGCUUCGCCCAAACGAAGAGGGCGGUCAGAGAAAAGCCAGAGUCGAACACGCAGUCCGAGCAGGAGAAGACGGAGCAGCCGGGUCCCGUGGAGUUGGUGUCCCUCCUGCAGGACACGUCCCUGCUGUGCAGACCUUCUACGGACACGUGUGAACUCAUUAAUGCCCUGACUACACCUUUAACAGUGUAGCAUCAAAUGAAGGAAUCCAUGAUUCACACCAGCAGGCGCUUGAUCAGAGCAUUUGGGCUGUGUGAUCAUUUGUUACGUGGUUGUCAGAAAUUGCUUGCGUGAAGUCUAAAGACAUCUAAAUAAAAGUCAAGAAUUGUGAACGCUGAGGUUGACAUGGUAGGCAGAAACCCAAGACCACCGUCUGAGUGGAUUAUGUUUAUUUACAGAAUUUCUGUAACUGAAUUCAGAAUGAAGGAGUCGGCAUAAACACAGGGAAGAAGUGGGGCUACUGAACUGCCUUUCGUUGAUGAAGUGUUUCUUUGUAUUUAAGUUAUGUUUUGUGGAUAUCUUUGUGUUUUCAAAGCCAUUGAAUUCAUUAUAUUUAUGUAAUUUGUACUUAAGAAAAACAUAUAUUGUCCACUUUGGGAAAUCGAUAAGAGAAUGUAAGUUUUUGUUCAUAUUACGAAACAGUAUUUGAAUAAAUAAAACCUGUGUAAUGUA
Mugil cephalus (flathead mullet) is the source of this 1661-nucleotide messenger RNA. Its product is annotated as transcription factor IIIA-like. The coding region runs from base 108 to 1181 and encodes 357 amino acids. The record is from RefSeq and is a predicted model, not a curated record. Gene Ontology annotation, cellular component: nucleus. NCBI's taxonomy places the organism in Eukaryota, Metazoa, Chordata, Actinopteri, Mugiliformes, Mugilidae. The transcript has a single exon.